AUGCUGGAAUACAUGGAAGGUGGCGCCCAAACCGACGGCACAAUCACCAUCAAUGGGAAGGAGCUGAAGAAAGUGGAGCAGUUCAAGUACCUCGGCUCCACCCUCUCGGCUAAUGGUGAUAGCCUUCCAGACACCAGAGCAGGAGUCAACACUGCCUGGAUGAAGUGGCGCCAGGUCACUGGUGUCCUCUGUGAUCGACGCAUGCCCAGCCACCUCAAGGCAAAGGUUUACAAGACGGUACUUCGCCCAGUCGCCCUCUAUGGAGCAGAAUGCUGGCCUGCAACCACCAAACACGAACAGGCCCUCCACACGAUGGAGAUGCGUAUGCUCAGAUGGACAUUGGGACUGACCCGACUGGACCACGUUAUGAAUAUCAGGAAGAUCAUGGGAGUAGCACCAAUCACGGAGAAGAUGCGAGAAGCCCGCCUCCGAUGGUAUGGCCAUGUGAUCCGCAGUGAGGAAGAGUCAGUGGCGAGAAGAGCACUGCGGCUCAGCCCUGAGGGGAAAAGCGAAAGACGUGGAAGACCGAAAAAGAGGUGGAUGGACCGAAUCAAGGAAGACAUGAAAUACAUCGAUGUCGCCCCCGAGGAUGCCUUGGACCGGAGAAAGUGGAGAAAGGCUUGCCGACAAGCGGGACAUACGCUAGGAAGAAGAUAA
Molecule: messenger RNA, 657 nt
Organism: Rhinichthys klamathensis goyatoka
Lineage: Eukaryota; Metazoa; Chordata; Actinopteri; Cypriniformes; Leuciscidae
Exons: 1
Coding region: 1-657 (218 amino acids)
Source: RefSeq, a predicted model, not a curated record